Fusarium sp. VM40 is the source of this 1131-nucleotide messenger RNA. The record is from the annotation of a GenBank genome assembly. Lineage: Eukaryota; Fungi; Ascomycota; Sordariomycetes; Hypocreales; Nectriaceae.
AUGGAUAUUUCGUUCCCUACAGACCCUCGCGAAUUCGACAGCGAUGAUCGCAUAUCGUUUUCCAAGCUCGACAACAAGUUCAUCGCGGUCCACGACGAUGGCAACGAGUACGAGUUUGACGCCGAUACUAAGCAAUGGAUUCUUGCAGACGACGAGCCAUUGGAGCCACCAGUCACUGACGAGCACGAUGAUUUUGCCGAGUUUGCAUCGCAUGGGGCUCUAGAUGAUGGAUCAAGGAAGCGUAAAAAUGGAUCGGGUCAGGAUUCUGAGACUCCCGAACCUACUAAGCCGCGACCGAGUAAGAAGCAGAAGGCGCCCCCACAACCUAAGCAGAACACAGCUGUCUAUGUUACUGGUCUACCCGCCGAUACUACUGUCGACGAAGUUCAUGAACUCUUCUCGCGCAAGGGCGGCGUUAUUGCCGAGGAAAUCGAUAGCGGCGCGCCGCGGAUUAAACUGUACAACGACUCGGACGGAAAAUUCAAGGGCGACGCUCUGAUCGUCUUCUUCAAACCACAGAGUGUUGAGAUGGCCAUCAUGCUUCUCGACGAUACAGACUUUAGGGUCACAGCAAGUGGCACACGCGAAGGACGAAUACGGGUUCAGGCCGCUGAUUCAAGCUACAAAAAGGUUAAAUACGAUCAAGAAGGUGGUGCUGGCGGUGAAAAGGGUAACGGGACAGUUGAGCGGAAACCACAGAACAACAAUCGCGACAGGCAAAAGAUCAUCAGGAAGACUCAGAAACUGGAUGCGAAGCUGGCUGACUGGGAUGACGAUAUGCCGUACCCGGGACAGCCGGAGGCUGCGACCAAGUGGGACAAGCUGGUGAUUCUUCGGCACAUGUUUACGCUGAAAGAGCUCGAGGAGGACCCCGCUGCUCUCCUGGAGAUCAAGGAGGACAUCCGAGAAGAAUGCGCCAAGCUAGGCACUGUGACAAAUGUUGUCCUGUUCGACCAAGAGCCCGAAGGAAUUGUCUCUGUCAAGUUCAAAGAACAACAAUCAGCCCUGGCCUGCAUCAACCUUAUGCACGGGAGACGUUUCGACGGCCGGACAGUCGAGGCUUUCCUAGCGACAGGGAAGGAGAAGUUCCAGAAAUCAAAGGAUGAGGAAAUUCACGAGGAGUCAGAUUAG